Messenger RNA from Suillus plorans, 300 nucleotides. RefSeq lists its product as uncharacterized. Bases 1 to 300 code for a protein of 99 amino acids. The transcript is spliced from 4 exons. The record is from RefSeq and is a predicted model, not a curated record. NCBI's taxonomy places the organism in Eukaryota, Fungi, Basidiomycota, Agaricomycetes, Boletales, Suillaceae.
AUGGCCAACAAGGAUUACUACAGCGGUCAGCAACAACAAUACUACCCACCCCAAGGUCCACCACCAGGACAGGGGGGUUACUAUCCCCAACAACCCCAACAAUCGUACGGAGGCCAGCCUUACGGUCAAUCUUAUGGCGGCGGACCUGGUUACCAACCUCAACCGCCACCGCAGACAGUCUAUGUACAACAACCUGCUCAGUCCAGUGGUGCUGGUGGAGGCGCUGGCUGCCUGGCUUGUCUCGCUGGUGCAUGUCUUUGCUGCUGUGCUGAGGAGGCACUUUGCGACUGUCUAUUGUAA